This is a messenger RNA of Ambispora leptoticha, 1086 nucleotides long. NCBI's taxonomy places the organism in Eukaryota, Fungi, Glomeromycota, Glomeromycetes, Archaeosporales, Ambisporaceae. The record is from the annotation of a GenBank genome assembly.
AUGUCACUAUUUAAUGCCGCUAUUUUAGCUAUAACAAAAGAAGUUGUACAGCCGUACGAAGAAUAUGUUCACAAGAAAAAAUAUGAACAAGAAAGGGAACAAAAUAAUCUUAUAUAUCCUCAUUAUGAUGGUAUAAUAAGUUUUGAUACAUUACAUAAAUCACUUCUUGUUUGGGGUAAGCUUGGAGAUGUUGACACGGAAAUUCAAGACGACAAGACAAUUCACAAAGAAUCAAACAUGAUUAAUGAUGCUAAUAAUAGUUCCCAAUCGGUGCAAUACAAUAAUCUUCUGGAAGGGAAACAAAGUUUGCGACAUCAUCCUCUCAUUUAUGUGAAAACCUUAAGUGGGCAAAUAUUAAAUCUUAAUCCUCAAUUAUUAGACAGAGUUGAGAAAGUCAAAGAAUUGAUUAGAGAAAAAAUAGCAAUCCCAGUUGAACAUCAACGAUUAAUUUUUCAAGGCAGAACUCUUGCAAAUUAUAAAAGUCUAAUUGAAUACGAAGUUACAGAAAAAUCCACUCUAUAUCUAUUUUUAUCUUUACAUGGUGGUUGCAAACCAUCAGUCUUGUCUCUUGACACCACUCAUUUAGACCCACGCUUUGAUCGUGAUCUCUCGAAUGUCUUUGAUUCUAACGAUGAAAAAUUCAUGCGCGGAAAUUACCGAUACAAACGUCCAUGCGGUUGGAAUAGAAAGGCGCUUAAGGUUCUUAAUAAAUAUGGAUCUAAUAACGCAUGGCUUGGUCCUUACUCUGUUAAUAAUCGUUAUAAUUCUUACGACAACGAAUGGCCUGUUUCAUACCACGGAACCGACAAAAGCAAUUGCAACUCGAUUGCUAAAGAAGGCUAUAAAUUAAGUAAAGGAAAACGAUUUGCAUACGGCCAUGGCAUUUAUUCGACCCCCGACAUUAACGUCGCUGCGGGAUACGCCUUGAAGUUCAGCCAUGAGAACGAAAGAUACUGCAUUGUUUUCCAGAACCGCGUCAAUCCUACUACUUUGAUUAAAAUUUCAUCGGCAAAUACUGGCUGUGGCGAAUAUUGGAUUUCGCCAAAUGAUGACGAUAUUCGCCCGUACGGUAUUUGUAUAAAAAAG